AUGGACUUUGGAUCAUCAAAUUGGUCAUGGCCUUCGGGCGCAAACCCCAACGGCCAUUCAAACGGCAGCGCGCAAGCCUCAUCAACCCACGAGACACCGCACAGCUCAUCAUCAACUUCAUCAGCAUCGAAACCGAGCUCUCAGCAGCAACAAAAACAACCAACGUACAAACCCCGCACUUGUCGCAUCUGCUUGGAAGUGGUCCAGCCCACCACCGAGAUUGACGAGUCAUUCGCUGCUCGCUUCACCUCGAGAGCACGUGUUCGAUACUAUUCGGAAGAUCCGGAGCUGGGCCGUCUGAUCAGCCCUUGCAGAUGCAAAGGCACGCAGAAAUACGUCCAUGAGGGCUGCCUUCAGCAAUGGAGGCAAGCGUCGCCUUUGUCUGACCGGAACUUUUGGCAGUGUCCUACCUGCAAAUUCGAGUACCGACUGGAGAGACUGAGAUGGGGCCGCUGGUUGACGAGUACGAUGGGAAGUGUGGUUCUUACCGGUUUGGUGUUCAUCUUGGCCGUGUUCGUGUUAGGCUUUGUUGCCGACCCCAUCAUCAAUCUUUGGGUUGACCCCUUGGGAAGCGUGGUGGAUACGAUUCACGAUGUCAUCUCAGAUGUCGAGGCUAUGCGCCCCAUUGACGAUGAACCGGCGACUUGGUCUUUCCAUUUUCUAAAGGGAUUCCUCUCGCUUGGCUUGCUUGGGUUCUUGAAGACUUUCAUUGCCAUGUCUCCGUGGCAGUUGCUUAAUAUUCGCAGUACAGUAGGUGGACGUCGCAGGGGCAGAGACAGGGUUGAGUCGGUCAAUUGGAUGCUUGUGAUGAUUGGCGUCCUCACAUUCCUUGGUGCUGCAUGGAAGUUCGUCCGUCACUUCAGCGCGAGAGUCCUUGAAAAGGCCCGUGACAGAGUUGUUGACAUUCAAGAGGAUGAAGACGCCGAUGACGAAGACGACGACGUUGACGACGAGUCGAGGAAAGACAGGUAA
This is a messenger RNA of Neurospora tetraspora, 972 nucleotides long. RefSeq lists its product as uncharacterized. The coding region runs from base 1 to 972 and encodes 323 amino acids. Gene Ontology annotation, molecular function: zinc ion binding. The transcript is spliced from 2 exons. The record is from RefSeq and is a predicted model, not a curated record. NCBI's taxonomy places the organism in Eukaryota, Fungi, Ascomycota, Sordariomycetes, Sordariales, Sordariaceae.